Cuculus canorus (common cuckoo) is the source of this 2200-nucleotide messenger RNA. It is a transcript of the gene UCHL3, whose product is annotated as ubiquitin C-terminal hydrolase L3. Gene Ontology annotation, biological process: protein deubiquitination; ubiquitin-dependent protein catabolic process. The coding region runs from base 55 to 639 and encodes 194 amino acids. The transcript is spliced from 7 exons. The record is from RefSeq and is a predicted model, not a curated record. Gene Ontology annotation, cellular component: cytoplasm. Gene Ontology annotation, molecular function: cysteine-type deubiquitinase activity. NCBI's taxonomy places the organism in Eukaryota, Metazoa, Chordata, Aves, Cuculiformes, Cuculidae.
UUUCUCAAACAGUUGGGUAUACAUCCUGACUGGCAGUUUGUAGAUGUUUAUGGUAUGGAACCAGAACUGCUUAGCAUGGUGCCAAGACCUGUCUGUGCAGUCCUACUUCUGUUUCCAAUAACUGAAAAGUAUGAAACCUUCAGAACAGAAGAAGAAGAGAGAAUAAAAGCUAAAGGUCAAGAUGUCAAAUCAUCGGUGUAUUUCAUGAAGCAGACCAUUAACAAUGCUUGUGGAACAAUUGGCCUAAUUCAUGCUAUUGCAAACAACAGAGAUAAAAUGAACUUUGAAACUAAUUCUUCACUGAAAAAGUUCCUAGAAGAUUCAUUAUCUAUGACUCCUGAAGAGAGGGCCAAAUAUCUAGAAACUUAUGAAGCUAUUCGUGUCACUCAUGAAUCCAGUGCCCAUGAAGGUCAGACUGAGGCACCAAGUAUAGAUGAAAAAGUAGAUCUUCACUUUAUUGCAUUAGUUAACGUAGGUGGUCAUCUCUAUGAAUUGGAUGGACGCAAGCCAUUUCCAAUAAACCAUGGGGAAACUAGUGAUGAUUCGUUUUUAGAGGAUGCAAUAGAAGUUUGCAAGAAAUUCAUGGAACGUGACCCAGAAGAAUUAAGAUUUAAUGCAAUUGCACUGUCUGCAGCUUAAAAGCCUUUUUCCAGUGGGGAUAAUCUCUUGCAAUGUAUUGUGACAAUAAAACUGUUGCCAUAUGUUAAUAGUACAAAUUUUGAUACUUACCUAACAUGUUGAUUAAUUGUAGCAUAUGUGGAAUAAACUUUGCAUUUGUCUUUGCUUUAUCUUGCUGCUUGUUCCUAAAGCAACUUCAAGAAUUUAUAUACACGCAUGCAUUUUGUGCAAGACUUGUAUAUGGUGGAGUUUUCCCCUUCCACCCCCUUAAAAAUUUUGGGAAUUUCUGUCUGUCAUAUUUCAACAUAACAAUGAUGAGUUAGUUCAGAGCAGGAUUAUCAUUUGUAUCAUUCACAGAUAACAUUUUGAGUGGAGUAUGUGGUAUGUUGACGGGUAAAAACUUGAAAUAUGAGGCUAUCUGCAUCUUUUAAUUAAAAUGAUACAAGAGUAUUAUAAAAACUUUGCCAGGUGACUCAAAAGGCAAAGGCAUUUUUUUUUGCAGUGCGUUAUUUAUAAAUAAAUAUAUGGAAGAAAAAAAAAGGCAGAAAAAGGAUUGUUUCUUCUUACUGUUGGUGAGCACUAACGUUUUAAAAUAUUGAUCCUUACAUUUUGAAUAAAAGUUUUGUUUCUCAAGCCUAAUAAUGUUAAUAAAUUGUUAAAAAUCUUUAGUUAAACUGAUGUUUGCUAUUUGUGUGUAUGGAAAAGCAACAUGGAUUUUUUGCCCCAAAAAAGGCACGCAAGUAAUUAAAGCUAGUUCAGACGGUGGGACUGUAGAGGGAACAUGCAGGUGAACACAGCAAUGUUCUCGCCUAACUGAAAUAAAUGAUAGAGAAGUAAUGAUUGUUGUGAAGAAGUUUUGUUAACAAGAACAAACUAAAGAUUUUCAGAUAGCCAUGAUGGUCAUUUACUUUUUUUUCCCCUUUAGGAAUAUCUAUUUUAAGUUUGUCAGGUGGCAUUAGUGAAUGCUAUGUGAUACCUUUUCCCUGUGCCAUCCUUCCCACCUCACCCAGUGGAUCUUAAGGUACUGUUGACAAAUUUCUGCCCUUCAAUUAGUAAAACUUGGUUGAUUUGGGGAUUUGUGAGACUUGGAGGGGCUUUUAGGCUAAGCAAUCUUACACAUUAGGAUUCUUAUGAAGGUUGAUUUUGGUUUAUGCACAUGCUUUUGGCAUUCCAGAAAAAUAUUCCUUAUUUGUUGCUUUGAAAUGAAAUAAUUCAGGUUUGCUUCCAAUCAAGAUUUCUGCCAAUGGAAACUGAACCCUCUGUGUUGCAGAGGGUGCUUUCAUUCUCUGUCAAUUGUCAUUGCAUGAAAAAGGAAUAGGAGUAUGCCAGAAGCAAUCUGGCAGGGUUUCCUUCUUUAUAGGAAAGAAAGAGGCCUGGGAGUUUAUCACUUAAGAACAUCUUUUGAACUCCAAAGUAAAAGUUGGAGUGUCUAUCUAAAACAUCUCACCUGGAGAGUCUACUAACAACAAGGGUCUAUUUCCUGUAAGUGAGCUGAUUGGAAAAGUGAGGGGAACAACACUAAUGAGCUUCUCUUCUUGAGCACUUUUUCACCCCAAUAAAAGGAAGCAUUGUGAAGACUUGC